Cyphellophora attinorum is the source of this 561-nucleotide messenger RNA. RefSeq lists its product as uncharacterized. NCBI's taxonomy places the organism in Eukaryota, Fungi, Ascomycota, Eurotiomycetes, Chaetothyriales, Cyphellophoraceae. The coding region runs from base 1 to 561 and encodes 186 amino acids. The transcript has a single exon. The record is from RefSeq and is a predicted model, not a curated record.
AUGGCCGGCCUCCUGAGUAACCCAUCGAAUGCAACAACCCUAGUGCUGACCCCAGAGUCUACGACGCCUCCUCUCGAUGGCAGCAACUCCAUCUUUCUCGCGGGUACCACGACGACAGACUGGCGUCGUCAGCUUAUCCGCACCCUACAUGAGAACCUCCACACAAGUUAUGGUCCUUUGACAAUCUACGACCCGAUCCUCCCUAAUUGGUCCGAGAAGAUACCGAUGGAGUCCGCCCUGGACCCAGCGUUUCGUCGCCAAGUUGAAUGGGAAAUGUCUCGAGCCGAGGACGCUGACUUGGUAGUCUUCAUGUUCGGACUGGACUCCUCUGGCGGGAGUAAGGCAGGAAGCGGGGCUGUGAGUCUGCUCGAGCUUGGUUUGGCGUGUGAGCGAGCCCGGAGCCAGCAUGAUCAGGAUGUUGUCGUGUGUUGUGAGAAAGGCUUCUGGAAGGAGGGACAUGUGAGGAUGGUCUGUCAGAGAUAUGACAAGGACAAUGUGGUCUUGGUGGAGACGCUACAGGAGGUGCAAGAGUAUGUCCUUCGUGGCGGAUGGCACCAUUGA